Molecule: messenger RNA, 1247 nt
Organism: Chrysoperla carnea
Lineage: Eukaryota; Metazoa; Arthropoda; Insecta; Neuroptera; Chrysopidae
Product: alpha-N-acetylgalactosaminidase-like
Exons: 5
Coding region: 6-1247 (413 amino acids)
Biological process (GO): oligosaccharide metabolic process; glycoside catabolic process; glycosylceramide catabolic process
Cellular component (GO): cytoplasm
Molecular function (GO): alpha-galactosidase activity
Source: RefSeq, a predicted model, not a curated record
UUAAAAUGUUAAAAUUAUUUUACAUAUUAAUAUGUUAUUUCAUAACACACUCUCAUGGACUGGAUAAUGGAUUAGCUCUUACACCACCGAUGGGCUGGUUAUCUUGGGAACGUUAUCGUUGUACAAUUGAUUGUAAAAAUUAUCCAACAGAAUGUAUUAGUGAAGAUUUAUUUAAACGAGCAGCAGAUUUAAUGGUUUCUGAAGGAUUUUUGGAUGCCGGUUACGAGUACGUUAUUAUUGAUGAUUGUUGGUUAGCAAAUGAACGUGACGAGAAUGGACGUUUACAACCAGAUCCAGAACGAUUUCCCAGUGGUAUUAAAGCUUUAGCAGAUUAUGUUCAUAAAAAAGGAUUAAAAUUUGGUAUAUAUGAGGACUAUGGUACAAAAACUUGUGCUGGUUAUCCUGGUAUAUUAGGUCAUUUAGAAAUUGACGCAAAAACUUUUGCUGAUUGGGAAGUCGAUUAUGUAAAAAUUGACGGGUGUAAUGCGAAUAUUAGUACAUUUGCAGAGGGAUAUACAGCAUUUGGAAAAUAUUUAAAUGAAACGGGCCGCCCAAUUGUGUAUCAAUGCCAAUGGUCAACAUACGAAGAAAUUAAUGGUAUUCACAGUGAUUAUGCUGCGAUUUCGAAAACAUGCAACCUUUGGAGAAACUAUGGGGAUAUUCAAGAUAGUUGGGAUUCAUUAUUAGAUGUAUUAGACUUUUUUGGAAAGCAUCAAGAUCGUUUUAUUCCAUACGCUGGUCCAGGACAUUGGAACGAUCCAGAUAUGAUAAUAAUUGGAAAUUAUGGGCUCACGUACGAUCAAAGUCGUGCACAAAUGGCAUUAUGGACAAUCCUGUCGGCUCCAUUAUUGUUAUCAACAGAUUUAACUUCAAUUCGUCCUGCACAUAAAGAAAUAUUACUAAACAAAGAUAUAAUUGCAAUUAAUAAAGAUCCAUUGGCGAUACAAGGACGUCGUGUUUAUAAAGAGAAAAAAAUAGAAGUAUGGACACGUCCAAUUUCGCCAAUAAUUGAUGGAUAUUAUUCCUAUGCUAUUUGCAUAUUGAACCGAAAUCGGAAUGAAAUGCCAACAAAAGUUAACUUUACUUUAAGCGACUUAGGUCUGAAUGCUACGAAUUACAAUUUACAAGAUUUAUUCGAUCCAGAUAAAGAUCCAAUUAAUCCGGUAUCAGUGAUUCAAAUAUCUGUAAAUCCAUCGGGAGUGAAGUUUUACAAAGCAUAUCCUUUUGAAAUAAAUAAAUUAUUGUAA